UUGACAAAUAACAGUUUCUUAAACAAUGUAGUUAAAAAGCAUGGAUUGGGCUAGUCAUGUGUAGCUAUAAUAUAAAAGGCUGUAAAACAACACAGAAGGUCACUGGAUCAAAUCAUCAUAAUAGAAACCUUAACACGAGCCCUUAACCCCAGUUGCUCCAGGGGUGCUGGCUGAUUCAGUGCGUAUGCAAUCUUGCAAUCUGAAAAGCAGGAAAGAGAUCCUCACAAGUUUCAGGGGUAUUUUAUCUGUGACGAUGUUUUCCAGUCCAGGAAGUUAUUUUGAUUUAUUUAUAUCUUGAUCAUACUUCCGGAAAUGUUGCAUCAGAUGCUUCUGCAUGCAAUGUUCUCAGAUCAAGAUAUCUGUUGCAGCAGGUGGCAUUGUUGCUUUGCUUACAUGAAAAUUGCAUCAUUCUGUUGAGGCAAAACCCCUAGGAUUUUAAGUGUUGCUAAAACUAAAGAACCUAAAGCCUAAAGAACCCAACUUCCUUUAUCACAUUAUGUCAAUAAGUAAUUAACAAAUGUAUAGCAAUUCAAAUGUUACAAAAUCCUGAAUAAACAUUUAAAAUGACAUAAAACUGAAGUAAAAAAAAUGUUUAUUGUGUUUGACAAAUUAUAUUAAAUAUCUUAUUCAGUGCAAUUAAAUUAUCCUUAAUUUUGUGAUUCGCACAAGUAUGAGUUCAUAUACGUCAGAAUGCUUCUCAUGUCUCAUCUUACUGUCCAUGAGACACACAGACACUUAUGCAGAUGAGAGCAAGAUUGAGGAUCACAAUGCAGUGUGAACCAGCUUGCAGCACCCGUGGAGCUGGGGGGUUAGGGCCUUGCUCAGAGCUAACAGACAUGUAACUAUUCUGCUGAGGCUCAAUACUAACAAUGCUAUACAAAGAUCAACUAUUAAUUAAAUGAGAAUCAACCUCAACAUUCAGCAAAUCAAACUUGACUUUUCAUGCUUUUUGUAAACUUUGUAGCUACCUUAUUAUGAACACUUAGCAAAUACAGGUAGGACUCAUUAUUUGCCUCUCAAACCACUUUAAAGGCAGAUAAGUUGUUUGUUCAGAGAAAUCAUGUUAUACUGACCUGCUAUUUUUACAUUUGUACUAUUGCUGUUAGCUUUAGCAAGUCUGGCUAUUCUCUUCUGGCCUCCUGCAGUGGAUGUUUUUGCUAAUGACAUCAUUCUCUUUAUACUUUAGACACUGUGGUGCAUGAAACGAUCCCAGUGUGGUGGCUGCGACAAUCAUUUAGUCAUUUGGACUAAACCUAUAUACUUGAAACCUAUCCGUCUAAUGCUUAGUAGAACAGUAAGUGAAUCUCUUGACCCUGUCCACUUGCCGUACGUGUUACAGUUUUUCUCAGUCGCUCUGGUACAUUUCUCGAAUCAUCUUUAACAUUUGCAAAACAGUAAGUGCAUUUCUUGAAACAAUUCAUACAAACUGCACCACAUGACAGAUCACCUGCAAAAGCCUGUGACUUUCUCAAAAUCCUUUGUUUAUCCCUCAAAGGUAAAUAUUUGUCUAUGAACUUGUCAGUGGCACCAGAAUGACAUGCCCUUGUGUCAUUGUUCACGAACAAGAUGGUCAAAAUGUUUAGUCGUGUUGUCAAUAUAACAGUGCACUCUGUAUUUUCCGAAGUAAACUACGGCUAAGGUUUUGAUGACGACUGAAAAUGCACAAGGUUGAACUUUUUCUGUAUGCUGUAUAUGAAUUUCAACAGUACAUCACAUAUACUGUAACACACAUAUGUAAACAUUUACAGUGUGUGUGUGUGUAUAUAUAUAUAUAUAUAUAUACACACUCACACACACACAAACACUGGUAGCAAACACAUAUAUAUGUUCCUACCUCUUCCUCUAUUUUACCUCCCUCCCCUUCCACUAAGCAGCCUUACUCCUCUUUUUACAAGCUGUUUACCCUGUUUGUUUCCUCAUCGUUCUUCCAUUGCCAAAUUGUAACACUGUGUUGUGCUAUGUCAAUAUAUGCUUGUCAACUGAAGGUUCAUUUGAUGCACCUGUGAGCUAUUUUAAAGAACUGGUUGAUCUAACGCUUUAAACAUUCCAAUUCAUUGGUGAAAGUCAAGAUUCAACUUAGAGCAAUUCAUCAAUUCAGGACACAUUAAUAAAACAAAUUAUAAGAGAUGUACAGAGAAUAUGCUUGAAUUAUGACAACUGGUUCAAACCAUUAUGCAAGUAAUGACUUAUACAAUUAACUAAUGCCUAGAUGUUUUGGGGAGCAAGACUAUUCAAGAGUAUCAGUAUUAUACAUUCUGACCGAUGUGAUCUAAAAAACUGAUAAUGUAGAACACAACACAUGAAAGGAAAUAAUCAUAUGCAUGACUGUGCCAGAGCAUUUGCAAUAUGACCAAAUAAAUGAGACUUUGCCUUUAUGAUGUGCACAACUGACACAAUCAUGUGGAGGCUGUAUAAGUAUAGUUAUGAGAAUUUUAUUCCUGAUUUGAUUAAUGUACCAAAGCGACUAUAGGAAAAACUAUAAAUUGCAUUCACAUAAUACGCUUUUCGGAGAUACAGAAGGUCUACAUUGGUAAGCAAGUAUACCUAAUAUACACUCUUUACCGUGUGAAUGUUUCAUAGUAAAUUUCAAGAGAAUGUGGAGCUGCAAAUACGGCACAGUAGGGAACAGGCAACACCGUUGGCAGUCAGGCCAACCACCCCUAUGGCAUCCUCAGAAGUCAGCAUGCACGUAGAGGAAGUCGUCGUCGUGACAACACCAGACACAACUGUGGAUGGAGCAGUUGUGGAGGAGGUGAAGACAAUGCUUGUCACAACAGAUCUUUCCCACCCAGGAGACGAGGUGACGGAGGAUAGCAUGGAAGCUGAGACUGAAGCCGCUGCCUUUACGGCAACGCCCAUUCUGGAGAAGGAAGCAGUAAUAGCAAUGAAGCUUUCCGAGGAAGCAGAGAAUAUGGAGCCUGAGAUAAUCUACCCCAUUACAUGUGGGGACAGUAAGGGUGUACUCAUUUGGAAGAAGUUUGUUUGUCCCGGUAUCAACAUCAAAUGUGUCCAAUACAAUGAACAUCUCAUUAGCCCAAAAGAGUUUGUCCAUCUGUCUGGGAAGUCCACGCUGAAGGACUGGAAGCGAGCGAUCCGCUUGAACGGAAUCAUGUUAAGGAAAAUAAUGGAUUCAGGGGAGCUCGACUUUUAUCAGCACUCCAAGGUAUGCUCCAAUACGUGUCGUAGCACCAAGAUCGACCUGGUGGGGAGCAGGGUGUCGUUUAGCACUCAGCAAUCAACAGAAUUUGUACCGGUCACCCCCUCAUCAGCUGACGUGAAUGGGUCACCGACAACGUUCACAAUAGAAGCCUCUGAAGACAGCACAGAGUGGGUGACAACGAUAGGAGAGGAUACCGUUGCUUUUUGGCAAGGACUGAAGGAUGCAGGUCUUUUGGAAGAGGUCGUUGAGGAGUUUCAGAAAGAGGUGAAAGAAACAUUGAAGGGCCUACAAGACCGAAUUCAGCAGCCCCCAUUACAGGUCAAUGAUGCAGUGCUGCUGAAUAACAUAGUGCAGAAUUUUGGCAUGCUGGACCUUGUGAAGAAGGUGUUGACGAGUCACAAAAGCCAAAUGGAUCGGUACCGGGAGCAGUACACACGCAGCUUAGUCGCCCUAGAACAGCAGUGCGACGAGCACCGAAAACGCGCAAAAGAACUGAAGAGCAAAUCCCAGCAUCUGAACAAUGUCCUCAUGACCCUCUCGCCGGCACCCUCUCCUCCGACUCCCAAACGACCCCGGCUCACGCGGGCUGUCUCCGGGCCAACGCCCGUCUCCACGCAUCUCCCCAGUCAGCCUGCGCAGAUCACUCUGGCCUCAGGAAUCCCGCUGACUCAGCUGGCCAACUUUCCCCUGGACAAAGUAAUGACAGCCAUUCAAGGCUCCACCAUUGGCAGCUCGUCGCAAACAGCCACCUUUACGGCCACAAGCUCACCGCUUCUUGGGGGCUACACAGUCCUGGCCACACCAGCUACCGGCCUUCCCAGCACGGUGGAGAUCCAACCUGAUGCGUCAAAUCUGACCGUCCUCAGUACGGCCGCCAUUCAGGAUGGAGGUACCAUCGUCAAAGUGGUCAGCCCAUUCCAGCUGCUGACCCUGCCCGGUUUGGGGACCACGCUGCAAAACGUGACAGGGGCUGGCAGCACUAUCGUCGCCGUGCCAACCAGCAGCAUCGAGACGGUCGUCACACAAGCCGAGGAGACGGCGAUCAUCGAAGUUAAGGACAUGGACCCGGCCCUGGAAAAGCAGUAGCGAAUGGGGUGGACCGGUUGCUUUGGGAAAAGAAAACUGCUUGUCUGCGUUGCUGCAAAAAACCCAACCAUUUUCAAUAUGAACACUAAGUUUUAUUGACUGUUCAUUGUAGAACGUGUGUGACAUGUUCAGGGAACAUGAAUGGUGGUCACUUUACUCUAAAGAAUGUGGUCAAUUGCCCUUGAAACUUAUUUGGCCAGAGUGAACCUCAAUCCUAUAUAAUCUGUACAAUACGAAUGUGUACAGUGUAUUAAUGGCCUUUGAGUGACCGAAACCCAUUUCUGUUAGAUUUGGGUCAGUAACUAAGAGAUGCAUUAGUUUUCCAUCAUUUUUAGUCACGCGUGAGUGUAGUUGACGAAUACAGGGUACCUUCCAGUAUGGAAUAACAGAGUAGUACAUUAUCUGCAGUCGUACUCUGAAAUAUUUGGCAUUUUUAUUUUGUACUUUCAUCUGGUUAUUGUUGAUAUCCAUUGAUGGACAACUGUACAGAAGAAUGAAUGAAUGAAUCAUAAAUGUAUAUUCAACACUAUUUUGUUCAUUUGACUUUAUAUACACGCUGUUACAAAUUAUCCAGAAUAGUGAUGUGUCUUCCCAUAAGCCUGCUGGUCUUAAUUCAGACCAUUUCAGUAAAUAUACUGCAGUAAUUUUGUUUGUAUGUAAAUAUGUGAUAUGAUUGACACUGUAAAUAAAGUACAUUCAAUGUAAAAUUGGUCUGUUAGGUUCACAGUAAUUAAAAUACUGUAUAUAGAAAAUGUAGUAAUAAAUUAUUUACUUUUUUACCUUGCUAUUAUAGAUUUUUUUAUUCAACAUAUGAAUACCUUUUUUUCUUCCUAGUGACGAAUGUUUUGUAUCACUGAUGGUUUUUGUGAAUUUUUUUAAUUCACACCUUGAUAAAAGCCAUUUCAUAUUAAAGAUCGAUACACUGUA
Molecule: messenger RNA, 5173 nt
Organism: Paramormyrops kingsleyae
Lineage: Eukaryota; Metazoa; Chordata; Actinopteri; Osteoglossiformes; Mormyridae
Source: RefSeq, a predicted model, not a curated record